Nannospalax galili (Upper Galilee mountains blind mole rat) is the source of this 570-nucleotide messenger RNA. Its product is annotated as dual specificity phosphatase 21-like. NCBI's taxonomy places the organism in Eukaryota, Metazoa, Chordata, Mammalia, Rodentia, Spalacidae. The transcript has a single exon. Gene Ontology annotation, molecular function: MAP kinase tyrosine/serine/threonine phosphatase activity. The record is from RefSeq and is a predicted model, not a curated record. Gene Ontology annotation, biological process: protein dephosphorylation.
AUGAUACCAUCGUCUUAUGUCCCUCGGGCUCGGGUGGAGCAGCAGUCCAGCAGCUAUGGCCUCUCUCAGAUAACCAGAAGCCUCUUUAUCAGCGAUGCUGCGGCCGCUAACAACAAACACAUCCUAACCGACCAUCACAUCACCACGAUCAUCAAUGCUGCGGCAGAAGUGGUGAACGCAGUCUUUGAAGACAUUCAGUACAUGCGGGUGCCUGUGAGUGACACUCCCAAUUCCUAUCUCUAUGACUUUUUUGACCCUGUCGCUGAUCACAUCCAUGGCGUGGAAAUGAGAAAUGGCCGCACGCUACUGCACUGCGCCGCAGGAGUGAGCCGCUCCGCAACCCUCUGCCUAGCCUACCUCAUGAAAUACCGCACCAUGACCCUGCUGGAUGCCUACAGGUGGACCAAGUUGUGCCGCCCGGUCAUCCGGCCCAACAAUGGCUUCUGGGAGCAACUUGUCCAUUACGAGUUCAAGCUGUUUAAUAAGAACACGGUCCGCAUGAUCCACUCCGGGAUAGGUCUGAUCCCUAACAUCUAUGAACCAGACUUCUAGUUGAUGGAGUCCAUGUGA